Messenger RNA from Anthostomella pinea, 573 nucleotides. The record is from the annotation of a GenBank genome assembly. NCBI's taxonomy places the organism in Eukaryota, Fungi, Ascomycota, Sordariomycetes, Xylariales, Xylariaceae.
AUGGAUUAUUAUCAAAAAUUCGUUGAGCUCGAGAAGGACAAGGUCAAGGACGACGCCGGCGUGAACAACCACUGGGUGUUCUACUCCGGCGACGCCGGCAUCAUCGGCAAGGACACGUUCGUGUACGAGUUCAACAAUGGCCAACACAGAGAAGGCCUGAAAGACAACGACAAGGAAACGAUGAUUUACGCGCGGUACAUCUACGAGAACGUGAUCGCGAGCAACGACCUGAAGAAGAUCGAGAACGACUUCCCGUCGGAUCAGAAGAAUAAAGCAGACUUGAUGGACAUGGCGAUGCUGUCGUUCCGAGGCGCGCAGCGGGCGGCCCAGCGCGGCGGCAUCAUCAGGUUCGUCACAUCGCCGAGUAUGUCGAACGCAGACCCCAAGAAGUUCUGGACGCAGUGGGAGGCGUGGAUCCUCACCAAUGGGAACAGCAAGGUCGAGAAGAUCCUGCGGUACGACGUCACCAUGGAUAAGAAUGACGACCCGAUAUUUGCAGAGCCCAGGGAGAUCUGGAAGAAGGGCGAUAAGGCCUUGGGCGUUAAGCCGAAUUAUAAGACUUGGACGCGUUGA